Molecule: messenger RNA, 893 nt
Organism: Danaus plexippus (monarch butterfly)
Lineage: Eukaryota; Metazoa; Arthropoda; Insecta; Lepidoptera; Nymphalidae
Exons: 3
Coding region: 143-691 (182 amino acids)
Source: RefSeq, a predicted model, not a curated record
AUUACACAUGAACGUCAAACUUUGAAGACGACUUUCAAAAUUUCUCGUUACGAAAAUGUAAGAUUAUAAAUAGCAAUACACUGGAAGAAUAUACUGUGCACGUCUUUGGACGGAUGAAGGCCAUAUUUUAAAAAACAACAAUAUGAAUCACGCAUUCCUUGCGGAUGCUUGGCGGAGGUCGAGAAGGCGGGACCGUUUAUGGUACCAAGAGAAGUUGAUGCCAGCACUCCAAGCGUCUAAGGAGCGGCAAGCGAGAGAUAUUGACGUAUCCAUAGCGCUCGCUGAAGAACUAUUGAAAGCGUAUAAUGAACCUGUCCCACAAGCAAUAACCAUCCCUCCGCAUGUUUUAACUCCUAUGGAAGAUGAUAGUCUUAUGAAACCAAUAGAACCAGAAAUAACAAAUUUGUUUUAUGGAUCUACUGAAAAAGGCGCUGCAGAAAAAUAUUUGAAAGCACGAUAUAAAAAAGCACCUGAAGAUAGAUUCUAUUUCCGCCUGACCGCGAACUGGGACUACGGCUGGCAGCAGAAGCAAUCCCGCCUGAAGCCACGUGAUGUCAACCACGGUCGAUGCGCCAUCUUACGGGACACCUUCUAUCGCAAGAAUAAUUUAGCACCAGACCCCAUACAUUACUCGAGUCCCGCUGGCGGAGAGUUCUCUAUAUGUAGCGAGUACUCUUGCAGCUUUAAUUAACAUCAGACCAGUGCAUCUAUUGCAGCUUUCAAUUCAUAAACCCACGGAGUACUCUCAUAUGGGAAGAUUUAUGAAUGAAGAACUAGAAGUUAGCAAUCCAAACUUCUGGUAAAAGAACUAAUUUUCACCCUUGUUAUAUACGUUAUAUGUUUGGCUAGGGGUAACCAAAUAAAAAGACAUCGAAUAUAGCAAAAAACAUAUA